Paramecium sonneborni is the source of this 2914-nucleotide messenger RNA. Lineage: Eukaryota; Ciliophora; Oligohymenophorea; Peniculida; Parameciidae. The record is from the annotation of a GenBank genome assembly.
AUGAGUUUAGAAUAAAAUUGUAUUAUCAUAUUUGAUGAUAAAGAAGAAAUACCUUUUUAAAGAGAAAUUUAUGAUUAAGAAAGUAAUUAAUAUAUUACUUUUCCACUGUCCUAUGAAAAAGUUGGCUUAGUAAGUUUAAUUUCUAAAAAUCGAUAAUAUUAGCUAAAAAAAUAAAUAAGUUAAAUGAAAAAGGUUCUUGAAUUUGUUAACAAAGGAGAAAAUCUACUUUAAUAAACACUUAAAAUAGAUACAACUUUGAAAAUGGAAGAUUAUUUACCUGAUGUAGUUUUUGGUCCUAAAUCACUCUAAACAAAUAAAGGAGAAGCAGGGUUUUAAAAAAUAUGUUAUUUAGGAGAUUAAUAAAAUAUGGCAUCUCCUUAGAGCCUUAAUUAAGAAAAUGAUAAACCAGGAUCAAAUAUUUCAAUUAUAAUAUAUAAAGGAGAAACUUUUGAAAAUUUAUAGAAAUAAAUGGAUUAGUAUAGAAAGGAAAACACUAAAAUUAAACCAAUUGUAUUGAUUAAUGGAAAAUCAUUAUUUAAAAAGUUAAUGAGAUCAGAUGAGGAAUUAUUUGUUAAUUUUUAUAAAUUAAAUUUCUUGCCCUUUCACAAAAAGUUUUUCACUUCUAAUCAUCAUAGUUUAUAUUUUUAGAUAAAAGAUUAAAUUGGAUAUUAUUUUGUUUUUUCUAGAGAAUUUGAUAAAUUGGAUUUGAUUAAAUGGAUUUAUUAAGGAAUUUUAAGAUUUAUACAACCAAAAUUUGCUGUAAUAGCAUCAAGCAAUGAAAAGUUUGAUUAAUAAAUUAAUAUAUUAUAACUUUUUGCAAUUUUGGAAAAUGAGAAUAAUAAAUAUUUUGGAAUUUAAUGUUUGAAAACAAUUAAUUAUGAAGGAAGUUUUUUGUAUAAUUUUAAAGGGGAUUUUGCAGAUAUAGCUCUAAAAAUAGAUUCAAUGUUUAAAAUUAAAUAAUUUCACGAUCCUCUCUCUUGUAUAUAUAAAUGGUCAGUGAUAGAAGAUGAAAUAGAAACCUAUAUAAAUACUUUAUCAAGAGAAUAUUGUUCAAAUGCUUGGGCAUUAGGAUAUAAUGCAAUAUUGCCUAAACUUAUGAAGGAAAAUCAUAAUUUAGAAUUAAAUAUUCUUACAAGAAAAAUUAGUGAAUAGUAAUUUUCCAAAAAUUAGUUUGAAAUAGUAUUCAAUUAGUUUUGUGAAUUCAAAUAAAAUGUAAAUUAUCAAUUGAGAAAAUGCAGAUUUGGUAAAUUUAAAAAUGUUUUACAAUGGUUUAUAUCAAAAGUCUAAGUACUUCACAAUUAUUUUGGGAUUUCAAUUUGUAAAUUUAUUUCUAAAAAUAAUUUUAGGUUUUUUUUUUUCAUUUUAAUGUCCUUAUUCAAUUCUUUAUAAUUUAUUAGAGAAUUCUGUUGGAUAUACUGCAUUAGCCAUUAUUAUACCAGUUUUUUAUGCUAUAAAUGUUUUGUUAUUCUUGUUGUUAGUAUAGCUCUAUCACUUUAAUGAUAAAAUCAUUGAGAAGGAUUAAACUUAAAAAGUUUCCAUAAUGGCUAAUAAGAGCUCAUAAAAUCUUGAAUUUCAUACUAAAGGAUAAUCUGAAAAAGUUGAUAUAUUAUUGUCUCAAGAUAAAACAGAGUAAAACUAAAUUAUUUGUGAAGUUUAAGAGGAUGAUUAUUUUAAGGAUUCUACUUAUAUUCUUGAUAAUAGAUUAUUAGAAUUACAAUAAUUCUUUUUUAUUUAUAGAUUUCCUUAUUUGAAAUACAUAAGUCAUAAUAUAGCUUUUUUAAUUGACUUUUAAAAUUUUUUAGAUUUAGGAGUAGUAAUUUCAAUUCUUUCUAAUUUAAUUGUUGUACAUGGCUGGAUCUUAAUAAAUGAAAGAACUUUAAAAGAAGGUAUUUUAUUUAUUAUGGUAAUUGUUGUGAUAAUAUUCCAUUUCCUCAACAAAGGAAUAGGAACUUGUAAGAUGAUAUUUUAAUUUUCUAUGUUAACAUAUUUUUGGUAGUUUCUAUAAUUACCUAAAAAGAUAACAUCAUCUGCAUAGAGAAGUGAAUAGAAAAGGAAACUUGGAUCAUAAUUAUUUUUGAAUUUUCUAUUAUUAUAUUCAUUCAUAGCCAUUGAAUCAUACUAUAAUUAUUCUGGAUACAUUUUGAUAGGAGUUUUUGGGUAUCUUUCAGUUAUUUACUUUAUUAUUGGUUCUUUUUAAUAUAUUCAAAAAAAUUGUUAUCAUACAACCCUUCCUUAGUAGUAUUAAUUAUUAAUUUGGGAAGCAUAAAUAGAAGAAGCUGAUUUAAGACUUGAUGUUUAUGAUAAUUAAGAUCCAAAAGAUAUUCUUGUUAAAAAUUUAAGAAAGUUGGUGGCAGAAACUAAUGAAGGAAAAUAACAUUAAUAAUAAUAGUUGUAGUAAACUUAAUAUUUAUAUGAAAAAAAAUUAACAGAUACAAUAAAGUUUCAAUUAAAAAAAAAUAAUUAAAAUAUGAAUGAGUUAGAUAUGAAAAAAAUUGAUCAAAUGAUAGAAGAAUAAAUUCAUAAAUAUAUUGAUGAUUAAAAUAAAUAAGAAUAGGUGAAAUAAGCAUUAGAUUAAUAAGAAAAGUUUAAAUAAGGAUAAAAUUAAUAAGAAUAGUUUGAAUAACGAUAAGAGUAAUCAGGAUAAGAUUAAUAAUUAUAGUUUGAAUAAAAAUAAGAUUAAUAAGAAUAGUUUAAAUAAGGAUAAAAUUAAUAAUAAUAGUUUAAAUAAGGAUAAGAAUAAAAUGAAUAGUUAAAAUAAGAAUAAGAUAAAUAAGAAAAGAUUAAUUAUAAAUAGUCAAAUAUAUCACAAUAGAAUAGUAAAGUUGGGUUACCUUAAUUUGGUCUAUUCAAAUAAGAUUCUUUUUUAUAAAGCUAAAAAAUUGGGGGUUCUUAAAUAGGUUAAGAUAAAAAAUGA